Molecule: messenger RNA, 2230 nt
Organism: Jaculus jaculus (lesser Egyptian jerboa)
Lineage: Eukaryota; Metazoa; Chordata; Mammalia; Rodentia; Dipodidae
Gene: Alas1
Product: 5'-aminolevulinate synthase 1
Exons: 11
Coding region: 160-2082 (640 amino acids)
Biological process (GO): hemoglobin biosynthetic process; heme biosynthetic process; erythrocyte development
Cellular component (GO): mitochondrial matrix; mitochondrion
Molecular function (GO): 5-aminolevulinate synthase activity; pyridoxal phosphate binding
Source: RefSeq, a predicted model, not a curated record
CUCCCGCUGUAUAUUAGGGCGACGGCGGUCGCGGCCUGGAGCUGCUCGCGGACAAGGGCAACGGCUCGUCUGCGCCUCUCGGCUCGAGUGUCCUCCUCCGCCGCCCGGCCGUCGUGAGCCCGCGCAGUUCUUUCACAGGAGCCAGCACAUUUUCCAGACAUGGAGACUGUUGUACGCCGCUGCCCAUUCUUAUCCCGAGUCCCUCAGGCCUUCCUGCAGAAGGCUGGCAAAUCUCUGUUGUUCUAUGCCCAAAACUGCCCCAAGAUGAUGGAAGUUGGGGCCAAACCAGCCCCUCGGGCCCUGUCCACCUCAGCGGCACACAGCCAGCAGAUCAAAGAAACCCCUCCGUCCAGCGAGAAAGAGAAAACUGCCAAAGCCGUGGGCCAGCAGACUCCUGAUGGAUCCCAGCAGACUCCAGAUGGCACACAGCUUCCGUCUGGACACCCCUCACCUGCCACAAGCCAGGGCUCUGCAAGCAAGUGCCCUUUCCUGGCAGCGCAGAUGAGCCAGACAGGCAGCAGCGUCUUCCGCAAGGCUAGCCUGGCGCUUCAGGAGGACGUGCAGGAAAUGCACGCCGUGAGGAAAGAGGUUGCUCAAACCUCAGUGAACCCCAGUGUGAUCAAUGUGAAGACUGAUGGAGAGGAUCCAAGUGGGUUGCUGAAGAACUUCCAGGAUAUCAUGCGGAAGCAAAGGCCACAAAGAGUGUCUCAUCUGCUUCAGGAUAACUUGCCAAAGUCUGUUUCCACUUUUCAGUAUGAUCGCUUCUUUGAGAAAAAAAUUGAUGAGAAAAAAAGUGACCAUACCUACCGAGUUUUUAAAACUGUCAACCGGCGGGCACACAUCUUCCCCAUGGCAGAUGACUACUCAGAUUCCCUCAUCACCAAGAAGCAGGUGUCGGUCUGGUGCAGUAACGACUACCUAGGCAUGAGUCGCCACCCGCGCGUGUGUGGGGCAGUUGUGGAGACUUUGAAACAACAUGGUGCUGGAGCAGGUGGUACUAGAAAUAUUUCUGGAACUAGUAAAUUUCAUGUGGACCUGGAGCAGGAGCUGGCAGACCUCCAUGGGAAAGAUGCAGCUCUCCUGUUUUCCUCGUGCUUUGUGGCCAAUGACUCCACCCUCUUUACCCUGGCUAAGAUGAUGCCAGGCUGUGAGAUUUACUCUGAUGCUGGGAACCACGCCUCCAUGAUUCAAGGGAUUCGGAACAGUGGAGUGCCAAAGUAUAUCUUCCGCCACAACGAUGUCAGCCAUCUCCGAGAACUGCUGCAACGAUCUGACCCCUCAGUCCCCAAGAUCGUUGCAUUUGAAACUGUCCAUUCAAUGGAUGGGGCAGUGUGCCCACUGGAAGAGCUCUGUGAUGUGGCCCAUGAGUUUGGAGCAAUCACCUUUGUGGAUGAGGUCCAUGCCGUGGGGCUGUAUGGGGCUCGAGGCGGAGGGAUUGGUGAUCGGGAUGGAGUCAUGCCAAAGAUGGACAUCAUUUCUGGAACACUUGGCAAAGCCUUCGGCUGUGUGGGCGGCUACAUCGCCAGCACGAGUUCCCUGAUUGACACCGUGCGCUCCUACGCCGCGGGUUUCAUCUUCACCACCUCCCUGCCCCCCAUGCUGCUCGCCGGGGCCCUGGAGUCCGUGCGGAUCCUGAAGAGCGCCGAGGGCCGGGUGCUUCGCCGUCAGCACCAGCGCAACGUCAAGCUCAUGCGGCAGAUGCUGAUGGACGCCGGCCUCCCGGUGGUCCACUGCCCCAGCCACAUCAUCCCCGUGCGGGUUGCGGAUGCUGCUAAAAACACCGAAGUCUGCGACGAACUUAUGGGCAGGCAUAACAUCUACGUGCAAGCCAUCAAUUACCCCACUGUGCCUCGGGGGGAGGAGCUCCUGCGGAUCGCCCCGACCCCACACCACACCCCACAGAUGAUGAGCUACUUCCUCGAGAACCUGCUGGCCACAUGGAAGCGAGUGGGGCUGGAACUGAAGCCACAUUCCUCAGUGGAGUGCAACUUCUGUAGGAGACCGUUGCAUUUUGAAGUGAUGAGUGAAAGAGAGAGAUCGUAUUUCUCAGGAAUGAGCAAGAUGGUGUCUGCCCAGGCCUGAGUGUGACCUCAGCUACACCCCUAACCCUAGGCUAUUAUCAUAUCCAUCCAGAGAGUCCUCAGAAUUGUCUUUAUAUGUGAAUUAAAUUAUAUUAAAUCGUAAUCUAUAGUAAAAACACAGUCCUGAAAAUAAAUUCUUACAUAAGUGA